Messenger RNA from Etheostoma spectabile (orangethroat darter), 1452 nucleotides. Its product is annotated as caspase-3. Gene Ontology annotation, biological process: proteolysis; keratinocyte differentiation; positive regulation of neuron apoptotic process. Lineage: Eukaryota; Metazoa; Chordata; Actinopteri; Perciformes; Percidae. Gene Ontology annotation, molecular function: cysteine-type endopeptidase activity. Bases 166 to 897 code for a protein of 243 amino acids. Gene Ontology annotation, cellular component: death-inducing signaling complex; cytoplasm. The record is from RefSeq and is a predicted model, not a curated record. The transcript is spliced from 7 exons.
UUUGUUGUUUCUCCAGCCCACACAGGGAGUAGCGUUCCUGAUUGGCUAAUAGUUUUAAGCCUGUACUUCGAAAGGACAUUUCCCUGGGAUGUUUGGCAACGUUAUUAAUGGUAAGGACGUGGACUUGCUUACACCUAUUUUACUACCGUCCCACAAAAGAGGAACAUGGAACACGUGACGCCGAGUGGUGGGGACGACGUGGACGCCUUGAAAUUUUUUGCAAAGAAAAGGUCAGAUGCAGAGCCCGCAGGCAGUAGUAAGACUACUGAGGAAGUGGACUCUGUCCCCCACAGCAGUAAAACAGUCCACUCUGACCCUUACCGCUACAAGAUGGACUAUCCCUGCAUUGGAACCUGUCUGAUUAUCAACAAUAAGAACUUCCACAGUAGCACAGGAAUGACUGCUCGGAACGGGACAGAUGUAGAUGCUGCUGCUGCCAUGAAGACCUUCUCUAAGCUGGGUUAUAAGGUCAAUGUGAAAACUGAUCAGACCGUGGCUGAGAUGAAACAACUGUUGAGAUGUGCAUCCGAGAAGGACCACAGUAAGAGUGCAUCAUUUGCAUGUGUGUUGCUAAGUCACGGUGACGAGGGCUUGAUAUAUGGCACCGACGGCGCUGAAAAGUUGGAGAAGCUGACAGAAUGCUUUAAAGGAGAUCGCUGUAGGAGUCUGGUGGGGAAACCUAAGCUCUUCUUCAUACAGGAUUUUCUUUUGAGGCGUGCCGUGGGUCAGACCUGGACGGCGGAUCCUUUUUUGAGGCCGAUAGCGUCGAUGCUCAGACAGAGAGGAUUCCUGUGGAGGCAGACUUCCUGUAUGCCUAUUCUACUGCUCCAGGCUACUACUCAUGGAGAAACACGACCAACGGCUCCUGGUUCAUGCAGUCGCUGUGCGAGAUGCUGAAGCGUUUCAGCGGAGAGCUGGAGCUGAUGCAGAUCAUGACCCGCGUCAACCGCAUGGUGGCGCUCCACUUUGAGUCCUCCUCCAACCUGCCGGGAUUUAGUGGCAAGAAGCAGAUCCCCUGCAUCGUCUCAAUGUUGACCAAAGACUUCUACUUUGCUGAUUUCCACCCAUGAACACCGCUAAGCUGUGGGAAACCGAAUCAGGUGACUGUGCCGGCGUCACUAUAGCAUUUAAUUUCCUUCUAUUUUACCUUCUCUUUGGCCAAACAGUUCAAAACAGGAUAACAUUAGCUUCAAUCUGACUACCCGAAUGCACUGUCAACAUUAGACUACCUAAUUAUGUUUUUUUUAUGAUUAUGUUUUUAGUGUAUCUUUUAGAUAAAACCUAAACCAGUUUUAAUUCCAUCUUUGAUCAUUGUGAGUUGCAGAUGAGAUACUAAACGGUGUUGGGACUGCAUCUUCAAUAAGCCCAUUUUACUCCAUAAACACAAUACUGUACAUUUGCUACCUAAAAUGCGUCUUCUUUAUGAAUGCAAUAAAUGCACAAGCACAGAUA